Molecule: messenger RNA, 399 nt
Organism: Merops nubicus (carmine bee-eater)
Lineage: Eukaryota; Metazoa; Chordata; Aves; Coraciiformes; Meropidae
Product: homeobox protein aristaless-like 4
Exons: 2
Biological process (GO): regulation of transcription by RNA polymerase II
Molecular function (GO): RNA polymerase II transcription regulatory region sequence-specific DNA binding; DNA-binding transcription activator activity, RNA polymerase II-specific
Source: RefSeq, a predicted model, not a curated record
AUGCAAUUGGAGGUACCCAGCAUCCUACAGAUGGUGGAGAGGGAGAGCCUGGCUGGUGCUCACAGGGGAAGGCCAUUUAGGACAGCAGGGAAGGAGAGCAGCCUGGGAGAGGCCGAGCUGCAGCCGAGCUCCGACCCCGCGGGCAUGGAGAGCAGCUACCUCAGCGUGAAGGAGGCCGGGGGGAAGGUGCCCCAGGACAGGCCCAGCUCAGACCUGCCCAGCCCCAUGGACAAGGGCGACUCGGAGAGCAACAAGGGCAAGAAGCGGCGGAACCGCACCACCUUCACCAGCUACCAGCUGGAGGAGCUGGAGAAGGUCUUCCAGAAGACGCACUACCCGGAUGUCUACGCCAGGGAGCAGCUGGCCAUGAGGACAGACCUCACCGAGGCGCGCGUGCAG